Molecule: messenger RNA, 8608 nt
Organism: Ceratosolen solmsi marchali
Lineage: Eukaryota; Metazoa; Arthropoda; Insecta; Hymenoptera; Agaonidae
Gene: Sec16
Product: endoplasmic reticulum export factor secretory 16
Exons: 25
Coding region: 291-7931 (2546 amino acids)
Biological process (GO): Golgi organization
Cellular component (GO): endoplasmic reticulum exit site; ER to Golgi transport vesicle membrane
Source: RefSeq, a predicted model, not a curated record
UUCGACUAUCGAGUACAGAAAAAUUUGUGUGACGUGCACCGCGAUUCCUUUCCCCGUGCAAUGUCUACACUCACCCGUAAUUUUCCUCGAUAUCAGUGAGUUAUAGUGCGUUUGCAAUUUUGUACAUUCGCGGUUACGUAGCCGUGAAGACGUCGGAGAAGUCAUUGGAAUUGAACGUGCACGAGGGAGAGUACCAAGAAGGAUAAUAUGUUUUUGCGAUACUUAUGAACGCGAUUAGUGUUGGAUUUUUUAGAGAAAUUUCUUUAUAGAAGUACUACUUUCACAUUAGUAUGAGUAAUCCUUAUCGUGUACGACCAACGAGAUCAAGAGUAGAUUCCAAUUUUGCUGGAUAUGGAAUUCAUAAUCAGAAGCCCUGGAAUCCAGAUCCUAUCGAUAGAGCACCAAAUAAUAUUGAGUCAAAUGCAACUUUUCAACCUCCGCCAACAAAUCAAACAAAAGUUACAGAAGAUUCUUGGGAUUGGAACGUGGAUAAUGGCAAUAAUGGAAAUGACUCUUGGAAUUGGAGUAUCGAACAAUCCGAAUCACAAUCGCAUCUACAUCAACAACAGCAGCAACAGCAACAGCAACAGCAACAACCAAUUCAAAGUCAAUUCAUUCCAUCUUACACCAAUCAAAAGCAGCCGAUUUUACCUCCCACUAAUGAAGGCUAUUAUAAAAAUUUAAAUGGAAAUAAUAGAGCUUCCGUGCUCUCGAAUCAACAUAGUUCCAUAAGCAUUGAAAGUACAAGGACUGCUCCAUCGAUGAGAGAAAAUACUUCGAAACCACCAGAUUCCUUAUUGCAGUAUCCAAAUUAUAGUCAGACCUCUCAGUUUUCUCUAUCUCCUCGACCUAAUUCAAACGCAUCAUUUUCUGGAUCUAUUGAUAAGCCACAGUGGUCUAAUGAACAGCAUAAUCAGAGUUUGCCAUACAUACCAUCCAGUCAAAUACACAGUCAAAAAGAUCAAUCUUCUUUGCCACCCCCUUCUGCCGUUAACAAUUUCAAUUGGACUAAUAAAGAUCAACAUAAUGUUCCUUUGCAUAAUUGGCCGAGUCACGAUGAUAAUUCAUCCAAUUAUUGGCAAGAAUCAAAACUUCCCAAACAAGAUCAGUUUUCUGAAAAUGUUAAUAAUCCUUGGCCACAGCAAAGUCGUCAAUCAUCGCAUCAACGCCAAGAGAGAAAUACUGAUGUUUCAUCUACAAAUGCCACUAACAGCGAUCAAUCUCAAUGUUAUAGUCCACACGAAUCGUUACAAGAAAAUAUAUCUACUAAAAAUUGGCCUGCACAAAAUACAUUGCCACCCAAUCAAUGGCCAAAAAGUUCUUCUGAAAAUAUCACGAACGUUUUACCACGUCAGCAAUCUCUACCCUCUAGUACGUGGUCUCAAGCUGAAGAAACUAAUUCAGUAUCAUCUUGGCAACAAGGUGUGUCGGGCAAUAUUACAGGUAGUCAGUGGCGACAGCCGAAACUGCAAUCGGGUGGUUCACUCGAAGAAUCAGCAUUGUCGGAAAAUAAGAACGAAUGGCAGCAAAUUCAUGCCCCUCCAUCUCAUUUUAAUUCAUCCACCACAUCCACUACUUCAGGUUCCUUAGCAAACAUGUCGAGUAGUACGGAGCAAUUAGAAGAUCGAAAAAGAUCUUUGACACCAACCACAAGUUGUACAUCACUCAAUGAAUAUCAAACACAAACAUGUAAUACUAGCCAGAUGAAUACUGAAAGUAAUGCUGCAUCUAAUCUAGAAAGUUUUCGUAAUCAAAGUAAUACAGAUUUCGAUUGGAAUGGAGAUAAUAACUGGCACACUGUAACUGAAUUAUCUAGUGGGGUGAACAAUAUGACCAUUUCUCAGAAAUUCACUCGGCACAUCGAAAGUACUUCUUGUAAAGAUAAUCAACCAAUACCUCAUCCUGCUAAUGACUGGGCUCCUCAAAUGGUUUCGACAUCAAAAUCUGUUAAUAUCGAAAAUACUUCGGAUAAUUUACCAAUUUUGGAGCCAAAACAUAGCGUAGAAAGUCCUGUUGUGGUUUCGCAAGAACAAAUGGAUGGAUUUCAUCCAGGUACUUCAAAAUCUUUGGAAAAUAUUUCUCAAGCUAAUUAUGAUCAAUGGUACAAGCAAAAUGUGCGCACACAGUCAGAUAAAGAAUUUUUUGGCAAUGACCGAGCUCAUUGUGUAAAGCAAUGGCCAUCGGAACAAAAUGUGGAGAAUUAUGAAAAUAUUCAACAGUCCUCGGAAUUUGUUAAUCUUGAAGUCGUUGCACCUGAAUUACAAGAAAGAGAUAUUUAUGGUUCACACGAUUCAAUCAACAAAGAAACUUUAGAAAAUGAUCAAGUCCUUCGUCAAGCCAAUUCAUCGAAAGAAGCUGUUUUGCGUGAUUUCAGACAGGAGUCUAAUAAUAUUGAAGUGCCCACAAUUCAACAGAUUCAACAACCAAUUCUUGCAGAGCAGGCACCAGAUAAUUACGAAUUCGCGUCGAACGACAGAAACACGUUUCUCGAAACCGGCGAGUUGACGGACCAGCAUUCCCACGAGCACGUGUCACUGCCGCCGAGCCAGGACGACGAGAACGACGAGGUGCCAAAUGACAUACCGUUCCAUCGCGAAGUGCCGGGACAAUCGAGCAACGUCGAUCCGCGCCGGAACGACCCCACCGGCCAGGAGCAAUACGCCCAAGGAGUCGGCAAUGGCAUCAGCCCUCGGAUUUCUGAUCCUCGAAGGAACGAUCCUUCCGGCCAGGAGCAGCAGCUACAACACGUAGCGCAAACUCGGACCAGCAUAAUGGUUGACAGACCAUCGGAUAGACGUGAUUUGCCAUCGGGUCAAGAACGACUAAAGCCUGUUGUACAACAGCAGCUGCAACAGCAACAGCAACAACAGCAGCAGCAGCAGCAGCAGCAGCAGCCGCCGCCGCAACAACAGCAGCCGCAACAGCAAAACCAGCCACAGCAGCAGCAACAGCAACAACAGCAACAGCAACAGCAACAGCAACAGCAACAACAGCAGCAGCAGCGCAAUUGCGAGGUGGAAGUCGUAGAACGUCGGAAUGACCCGUCAGGUCGCGAGCGUUCGGUACCGCCUCAGCAGUCGCGCAACGAACCCUCGGGUGAAGAACAACGGUCCCCGUCGGCCAUUCUCCUGGUCCCUCAACUCGAGCCCGCAACGGCAAGAGAAGUGCUUGGCCGGGGCAACGAGCCCGAGGGGACGAUCCAGCCGGUGGAAAGUGCUGUGAGACAGAUACCUGGUGGUGCCUCCUCCAACGAGUCGGUGCAGAUAAUACCCGAGGAUAGAGUGGGCGGUGCUCGGGUUGUAACUGGCUCGCAACAAAUAAACGCGACACCAAGUGAGUGCAAUCACGAUUUACGUGAUAUUAGAGAGGAAGCCGUCGGUGCUUCGAUUGCCGAGAGUCAAAUAAGCUCGAGUUUACCGAAUCGUAGAGAUUCUUAUGAAGACGGCGAUGAUGAAGGUUCAGUAAAUAGCAGGGAAGGGAGUAGAGAUAGACGUAGAGAAUCGAGUCCAAAAUCUAGAAUGCCUCGGUAUGAUUACAGUAGGAAACCUUUAUAUUACGAUCGAGAGCGAGAAUACGACGAUGACUAUUAUUAUGAACGUCGACGUGUAGAAUAUGAUCGAACUUACAAUUCUCGGGAGGAUUUGGAGAGACGAGACGUUUCUUAUAGGGAGGAUGAUCGGCGCCAUGCCAGUCGAGAUGAUCUCGAUCGUGAUCGCCAUCCACGAGAAGAUUUGGAUAGAAGAUCCAGGAUGAAGGAGGAUAUUGAUGAGAGAGAUGGUAGAAGAAGAAUGGAUGAGCGUAGAGGUGAUCGAACAUCUGAUUCUAGACGUUUAGAUAGAGAGGGCAGAGAAUUUGAUCCACGAUAUCCGAGGGAUCGUGAUUUUAUAGAUCGCGAAAGAGAUAGGCGACGCGAUGAAAGAAGAACUAGAAGGUUUCCGGAUUAUGAUUCACGGGAAAAUUAUAAAAGAGAAUAUUACGAUGAUUCUUAUGGAAGAAAUUCUAGGCCAUCUAGUAGAUCAUCAUAUAAUGACAGAGAAAGAGAGUAUUACUCGCGAUCGAGGGAUUUAUAUUCUUCAUAUGGUUAUAAUAAUUAUCAAGGAUACGACUAUGGAACGAAUUACAAUAGUAAUUAUUACGCAUAUCUCGAAAAUCUACGCAGAACUGAUCCCGCUGCUUAUGCUGAGUGGUAUCAUAAAUAUUAUCAACAUCAUCAACAAAUAGCAAGGGGGGUUACGACAAAUUAUUCCGAAGACAGAGCCAGUGUUCAUUCUGGUCGAAGUUCUUGUGAUGACAGGAAUUCCAGUGAAAAGCGAAAUUUAACAGAUAUAUCAUUACUGGAGGAUCAAACAACUGUUUCAUCAAGAUUAACCCCAACAAAGUUCUCGUCUGCUCACGCGAAGGGUACGUUUUCAAUUGGUGCAUUAUUACACGUUCAUGCAAAUUAUCCGAACGAAGGCGAACGAGCCAAAGUGGAUAUUUUAAAAAUGGAUUAUCUUUUGCCCCACGACAUAAUAUCACGCGAGCUUCGAAGUUAUCCGGGACCUUUGAUAAAAGGUGUCACUCACAAGAGAACAAUCAUUGAGUACUGCGAAAAUAAAAUAAAGAAGGCAUCUUCGAACGAUGAUAUUUUUGAAGUUUCAUCUUACGUUCUCAUAUACGAGUUGAUGAUUAUGUUAAUUCAACAGAACGGGAACGUUGUUGGUGUUGAUAUUGCUUCCUUGUUAUUGAGGAAUAAAGAUGCUUAUCCAUAUGAAGUGAACAAACCACCUACAGAGCAUAUUCGUAGAGAAUCUAUGAUAUCUCAGCGAUCUGGUGCUUCUGGUGGUGAUAGAGCCACGUCUGAUACUUUACCAUUGCAUGAAAAAGAGGAUCAUAUUAAGCCUAGAAAAACUAUGGAGCAGUUGACCGAUGAAUUUAGAAACACUUUACUUUAUGGUUUAGUUCAAGAAGCUUUAGAAUUUGCAAUGGUUGAGAAUCUAUGGGGACAUGCUCUUUUCCUAGCAAGCAAACUAGACAAGCGUACUCACGCGUCUGUCAUGACUCGAUUCGCCAAUAGUUUGCCACCUCAAGAUCCAUUACAAACUUUAUAUCAGCUUCAUUCAGGCCGUGUCCCUGCAAGUGUAACAUGCGUUUCUGAUUCGAGAUGGGAUGACUGGAGGCCUCAUUUAGCAAUGAUUAUUUCCAAUACGUCAGCGAAUCCUGAUAUAAAUCGUCGUUCCAUUUUGACUCUCGGCGAUACGCUCGCUGUUCGUGGUGACAUUUAUGCCGCGCAUUUUUGCUACAUUCUCUCUCAGGUUGACUUUGGUUCAUAUGGAUGUAAUAACGUGAAACUUGUUUUGAUUGGUGCUAAUCAUCAUAAGCCUUAUGCCGAGUUUGUUAGUACAGAAGCGAUCGUGCUUACCGAGAUUUACGAGUACGCUCGUAAGUUAAGCGAGCCAUUUACAUUAAUCGAACUGCAAACCUUUAAAUUCGAUGUAGCCGUAAAAAUGGUGGAUUAUGGACUUAUUGAUAAAGCUCUCUUAUACAUCGAACAAGUGGCUUUGAAUAUAAUCGGCGAACCAGAAAAGUACAAGCAGUCCUUUAUUAAGAAUGUUUAUGUCCUCGGGGAUCGACUGAAAUAUCACGAUCCUGUGUAUAAAGAUUCGGAUGAAGAUUUAGCGAAUCUCCCAUGGUUAAACAAUCUUGCUGAGAUUGUCGGCAAGUACGAAAAGGGCGAAAUUAUUCAAGAUAGUAAUCACGGCGGGCCAAUUUCUUGUACAACUGAUGCAAAUCUAGAAUCCGCCGACACUCAGAUACAUCAACAAAAAUGGAGCUCGGGUCAAAAUUCGCACAAUGUAGAUAAUAAUAAUCAUUCGAUGAUGGGAACGUUGGAUGUGGACUCCCAUGGAACAUGGCAGUCAAAGUCCUUGAACAAUUCGGUUCAAGAUUCUUAUGGCCUUAUAUCGGAUCACGAAAUACAAUAUCACGAUGAAACCGUGGGUGAUAUUUCCCAACAGCAUCAAAAGCAACAGCAACAGCAGCAGCAGCAGCAGCAGCAGCAGCAAGAACAGCAGCAGCAGCAGCAGCAGCAACAGCAACAUUAUCAAUCGUAUCAACAAGAUUAUUGGACGUCGCAACAGCAGCAUCAGCAACAAGUCUACGAGCAUCAAGAUUAUGCAAAUAGAAUGUACACACAAUCAGAAUGGGAUCAAUCGAUAAAUACACCAUAUAAGUCAGAUCAUCAGGAUAUAGAGCACUUAGAGCAUCAGAAUAAUUGGACUCAUGAGUCGGAAAAGCUGGAAGAGAAGCCAGUCAAGAAAGCAAGCGCAGUGGAAGUAAGUAGCCCCGCCUGUCAUCUAACUAAUACCCCAAAGCUCGCCUGCCUCUCGGAGGCGCGCGAAUCGCAAGCGCUGCGUCGGCGUCGCUGCGCCGAUAAAGCUCCGGGUGGCGUCGGAGCGGCGCCGCUGAUGCUCAGCGCCGAGGACUUCGCUCCGGGCGUUAAGCCGCCGAUCGUGGAGAAAGUCCAGCGGCUCAAGUACGCACGGGUGAGCGCGACGUAUUCGCGAAUUGGCCCGAGCGUCGAGGAGCCGAAGUCGCGGAGAAGCGUCAGUCCAGCUUCAAGGCCACCGAGUUCCCAGUCGGCGGUGUUCCUCAAGUGCCCGAAAGGGCACGGAACGACGUGCAAGCAGGAAGGGCAGGAAGAGGACGCCGACGAGGCCGGCGACGCCCUCAAUGAGGGGAAGCUCGCGAAGAGCCGACCGACUACGGAUUUGGACAUCCAGUUCCAGCAGAUGAAGCUCGACGAUCUGGCCGACGCGGCCUUGGGCCUCAAGUCGGACAAGACGCGCAAAAACGUCAACACGAACGGCUACGGGACGGGCACUGGCGGCGGCGAUACCGGCGGACAAUCUCUGGUGCAGUAUUGCAACUUUGAGGAGAAGAAGCAGCUGGAGCAAGAACGGCAGCAGCCAAUCGAGCAUCAGCCCUAUCAGCCAAACAUUUCGAUGGGCCCUAAUAGAGGAAAGCAAUACGAUCCGCUGGAAGAACUUGAAUCGCUGGAACCAUCGAGGAUCUCCUCGGUCAAAUCUACCUCGAAUGCUAAAAAACAGCCGGAGAAGGGAAGCGAUAAGAAGCAGGCGAACGGUGGAGGCUCGUGGUUUGGAGGAUUAUUUAGUAAACUCGCGCCAAAGCCGAAGAAUCAAAUGAUAUUGCCGGACGACAGCAAUCCCGCGAUUGUUUGGGACUCCGUAGCGAAGAAGUGGACGAAUAAAGAGGAGGAAGAUGGAGGUUCGACUCCUCUGGCACCACCUCCCAAAGUUACGGAUAUCCCGAGCUUUCAUCAGACUCCAGCGAUUAUUAGUCAGAAUCCCGUCCCUUCGAUGAUGUCAGCCGCCCCCGUCGCAACUUUGCCGGAGGAUACGUUAAACUUCAAUAACUCGAAAUUGAUCGCCAGUGGUGGGGCCAGCGGAGGCGGCAGUGGCAACGGUGGCGGCAGCGUUGGUGGUGGUGGUGGUGGUGGAAACAUAUACAAGCUUUCGAGGAGCCGAAAUAUGCGGGCCAAUUAUGUGGAUGUGAUGAAUUCUGGUGCCGCCAAGUCCGGCAGUCCUGCCGUAAUGCCGCCAAUACUGGCUGUACCAACACCAGCCGGAUCCCCGACAAUGCCUAUCGCAGCUUCUUCGCCUCAGCUCUUCAUGCCUGCCGCAGUCAACGAUGCAAAUGCACCCGUGGAUUUCUUAACUCCGUCAUCGACUAUCGCUCCGCAACCAAUUGAAAACAAUCAAACGCUCUCGCGCUGGAGCUCGACUAGUUCGUUAUCUCGAGAGGUUCAGAGCUACACAAUGAGGGAUCCGCGACUUCUUCAACGGGACAAGGGACCAAUGAUGUAUAAUCCCGUGGAAAUGAAGGAUCGUUCGCAGAAGAAUCAUACUCACAACAGAUUUUCACCGCGAUAAAUGGGUGAAUAAAUGCAACAUAUUAUCGAUUUCUUCACAUUCAAAGUGAUUAAGAAUUGUGGAAGAAUCAUACGUGAAGAUUGCUACAGCGCGACUUGCUCCUAAGUUCGCCAAACUGGGGAAACUGGGAAAAGGAAAGUGGAUGUUAAUUUAUGUACCGAUGCGAAACAUAUGAGGUUUGUGUGAGAAAUGUAUCCAUCACGAUCAAGUUAGACAAUUAUGUAUGCACGCAUGUGUAAUGUGCAAUGCGAUAGCUGCGUAUGAUUAUCCAGGAUGUUAAUUUUUACGUAGAAGAAAUGAUAUGAAGCGAAAGGGGGUGGGGGGGGGAUACGAAAGAGAUAAAAAAAAAAUCGGUACAUCGAGUACGAAGUUCGUCUAUAACUGCAAAUAUUUUGUUGAAUUUAUAUUGUAAAUGAUGGAAAAGGGAGAGAAAUUUUUUUUAUUACAUAUCCUUUGUAUUUUGCAGUUUUGCUUUUUCGAUCGUGCAUAAUACGACGAAGCAAGUCGUGUUUGUAAUUUUGUGUUCUUUACUUGUUUGUUCUUUUAUGUUCUUUUUCAUUAAUUUUACAAUUUCUCAUUCCUAUCGACAAAGAGUGCAACUACAUAUUUUUCUUAUUUAAAAGUGCCGCUAUAACGCGCUCAUAUGUACGUAAUUAAAUGCAUGAUCGAAGCACUCG